CAACAGCGACUUUGUCACAGUAGUUAAAAUACAAAGAGGCAGCGAGACGCAUCCUUCUCUGACAGCAAAUAACAUGGAGUCUGAUCGUGAAGUACUUCGUCCAAGUGAGAUUACGAAGGAACGUGUCGAAGCUGCACUCAAAGCUGACAAGGGAAGCAAGGCCAAAAUGGUCUCUUUCGCGGUCCAGGAACUGACCAAACCAGGGGAAAAUUUUGCAAAUCUUGUGGCCAGAGUGAAAGUCAAAUUCUCCAGUGAAAACGGGGACGGCGAUGUUUCCUAUGUUGUGAAGUAUGACCCUAGACGAUCCAAAGCACUGAAGGACCUAAUGCUCGCCUGUUUCCAAAAAGAACUCGUAGUCUAUCAGAAUCUCGUGCAGGAAAUCCAGGCACAACUGCAAGCGGUUGGGGAGAAUCCCUUGAGAGUUCCCAAAUGUUUCUACGCUUCCUUAGAAGAGAAUCGAGAAAUAUUAUUCCUGGAGGACCUUGGCCCGAAAGGCUUUAAGAUGUUCGAGAUCAAGAACGGCCUAGACGUCGCCCAUACGACGCUCAUCCUCGAGGAACUGGCCAGACUCCACGCAGCCUCGUACCUCCUCAAGGCCAAGAUCCCAGACCUGGCCGAGAAGUACCCAGUCCUAAACCUGGAUUGGGUAACGUACGCAGACAGUGCACGGCGCAACACGCAAGGCCUCUUUGGGAAUAUCAUGGACUCAGCCUCCAAGUUGCUGCGUCACAUCGGCGGACGCGAAGUGGCGGUGGCUUGGCUCGAGGAGAACAAGACGAGAGCAGCAGAGAUCAUUGAGCACGAACUGAGGAGAGAGCCGCCCUUCGAUGUCUUGUGCCACGGAGAUUGCUGGAACAACAAUGUCCUCUUUAGGUACGACGACGAAGGUGUUCCAGUGGAGGUGAUGCUCCUUGACCUCCAGCUGGUCCGCGUCGCCUCGCUCGCCACUGACCUCAACUACCUGCUCCACACCAGCCUCAAAGGGCACACGAGGAGGGACAACCUCACAUCAUUCCUGUCGGCUUACUACGAACGCCUCAGUCAGGUCCUGGAGGCUGGUGGCGCCGCAGUGCCCUUCUCUCGCCAGGAUCUCACGCAGGAGUAUCGGAAUCACCUCGCCUAUGGACUGAUAAUGAUUUUACUGGGCGUGGUCUUCGGCCUGGGCGGGGAGGCGGAUGUCAGUCACUCAGAGGGUGGAGCCGACUUUCAGGAUCAAAGAAACGAGAAACUUAUCCGCGCGAUAGCAAGUAAACCGCACAUCCGCGAUAGAUUUUUGUUCGCGAUUAAUGAGAUGAUCGAAAACGGAAUUAUAACAUGAUUGUAAAAUUAAAAUGACCUAUUAAAGUGAUUCUACUAA
Messenger RNA from Penaeus vannamei (Pacific white shrimp), 1357 nucleotides. RefSeq lists its product as uncharacterized. Lineage: Eukaryota; Metazoa; Arthropoda; Malacostraca; Decapoda; Penaeidae. The record is from RefSeq and is a predicted model, not a curated record.